AUGUGCUCAGCAACUCCGUCGCCAUUGUUCCAGGAAGACCUUACAGUGAAUCCCAUUGUCCAGGCACUUCCAGCACCGGAUGGUUGGUUGCUUGUGUCGACAAAUUUCCCCUCGUACUUGGUAUUUUUUCUUAACCCGUUUACCCGGGAGUACAUAUACUUACCCGAGGCUGCACCUACGUCAGGCUAUUGCUUAACUUUCACAGCCGCUCCUACAUCAAGUAGUUGUUUGGUGAUCUCGCUUAACGAUAGAAGUAUCUGCUCAUAUAUUGAGAUUGCUACUUGGAGACCUGGUGAAACCCUAUGGACCACCCAUCGGUUUGAGAACUUGUUACCCGGUCGUAGAUGGAAGAGUUGUGUCUUCUCAAACGGUGUGUUAUAUUGUCUCACUACUUUCAGCAACAUUGGGAUUUUCGACCCGUCUAGAGCAACCUGGAAUAUUCUUCCAGUGGAACCCUGUCCCGCCUUUUUUCAGGUAGAUUUGGGGAGGCGAGUGUUGAUGACGGAGCAUGAAGGAGACGUAUUUGUUAUGCUUACAAGCCGCAACAAGAACCCAUUGAUGUUUAAAUUAAACCUUGAACGUAAUGCGUGGGAAGAGAAGAGAGAUCUUGGUGGCUUGACAGUAUUUGCAAGCCACCCUACCUCUCUUACAAGAGCUGGUUUCUCGGUGGAGGAGAGGAACAGAAUAUACCCAUCACAUAAUGGGCACCUUGGCGUGUACUAUUCUCUUGGUGAUGAUAUAAUUAGCUCUCGCUUCCCUUCGAGCAACUAUCUAUCUAACCGCAUUGCCUGGGUGGAUCCUCCUUACAACAAUUUUAAUUUGUGA
This is a messenger RNA of Eruca vesicaria subsp. sativa (arugula), 825 nucleotides long. The record is from the annotation of a GenBank genome assembly. Lineage: Eukaryota; Viridiplantae; Streptophyta; Magnoliopsida; Brassicales; Brassicaceae.